AAGGGAGGUUACUCUUUUUACAGCAUCGGCGACGGAAACUGGUAGGAAAAAACUGCAUUAAAAUGACGGAAGAAGAUGACAAGGGUUAUCGUUGGGAAACAGAAUAUGAAAAGACAUGGGAAGCAUUGCAGGAGGAUGAUGAAGGUUCUCUACAGCCAAGCAUUAAUGACAUGUUGCACAAAGCUAAAAGAAGAAAAUUGCUUGAAAAAAUCACAAAUGUUAGGCUGGGAAUGAUGAGGCACAUGUUUAUCAUCAUUGACAUGUCAGUUUCGAUGGAUGAUCAGGACCUGAAACCAACAAGGCUUGUUUGCUCUUUAAAGUUAUUGGAACAUUUUAUAGAAGAAUAUUUUGACCAGAACCCUAUAAGCCAGCUUGGUAUUAUAGUGACAAAGAACAAAAGGGCCGAAAAAGUUACUGAACUUGGAGGCAAUCCAAGACGUCAUAUAACAGCUCUUCAGAAAUUAAAGGAGAGAACCUGUCAGGGAGAGCCAUCAUUACAGAACUCACUUGAACUGGCUAUGCAAACUCUCAGACAUAUGCCAAGUCAUGCAAGUAGAGAAGUACUAGUGUUGUUUGGAAGUUUAACAACAUGCGAUCCUGGAGAUAUUCUGGAGACUUUGAAGUUGCUAAAAGAGACACAUAUAAGAUGUUCAAUGAUUGGCCUGGCGGCUGAGGUCAGAAUCUGUAAGAAGCUGUGUUCAGAUACAAAUGGUAAAUACACUGUGAUAUUAGAUGAAAGUCAUUUUAAAGAUCUGUUAAAUCAACAUACAAGUCCUCCGCCAGCCAUGAUGAAUACAGAAUCCUCCCUGAUCAGAAUGGGAUUUCCACAUCACCAUCUAGGUGGAGACAGAUCUGGUGAUAAACCAUCUAUGUGUAUGUGUCAUCUUGACAGUAAAUCAGUUGAAGGUUUCAGUACAACAGGGUAUUUCUGUCCACAGUGUAAGAGUAAAUAUUGUGAACUACCUGUGGAGUGCAAGGCUUGUGGUUUAACACUGGUAUCAGCUCCGCAUCUUGCUCGGUCUUACCAUCAUCUGUUUCCGCUAGAUCAGUCACAAGAAAUUCCAGUCACAGACUUUGAUCCUGGGCAAAACAUAUACUGCUUUGCAUGUCAGAUUCAAAUACAGGACCAAACAGUGUACCAGUGUCGAAAAUGCAAGCGUAUAUUCUGUAUAGACUGUGAUAUAUUUGUGCAUGAAACUCUUCACUCAUGUCCUGGUUGUGCAAGCUCUCGUAAAACGCAGACUGCAGAAGCUGUCUUCACUUAGUGUGAUAUAUGGAAAAUCUUGUUGCGUAAAUUCUCUACAAGUUGAAAUAGUUCUAUAGAAAUACAAAAAUCUAGAUAAUGUGGAAAAGUAAUUAAGCAAAAUAAAAAGAGCAAAAGCAGUAUCCUCAUAGAAUUACAAAAGUCUUAAGGUAUGUCGGACGAUAUGAGUUGUGCAGUCAAACAGAAUUGUGCAGCAGCAAGCUUUUAGUGUUCAUGAUCACUGAAACAGAUGUUCCAGUAAGAGAGGGGCGGAGUUACAAUGCCAUUGUGGGAUUCAAAUUUCUGUGCAGCUAUUGUGUUUUACACUAUUAAGCUACACGUAGACACUGUUUUCUCAGGAGAAGGGAAUUUGAGUACAUAAUUGUUUGAUCAAAGAUGGCAUUUGGUAUGAUUUGUUUAUUGAAAUACUCGAUUAAAGAUAACUACAAAAUGUACAA
This is a messenger RNA of Mercenaria mercenaria, 1701 nucleotides long. Its product is annotated as general transcription factor IIH subunit 2-like. Gene Ontology annotation, cellular component: transcription factor TFIIH core complex; transcription factor TFIIH holo complex. The record is from RefSeq and is a predicted model, not a curated record. Gene Ontology annotation, biological process: regulation of transcription by RNA polymerase II; nucleotide-excision repair; DNA-templated transcription. Gene Ontology annotation, molecular function: zinc ion binding. NCBI's taxonomy places the organism in Eukaryota, Metazoa, Mollusca, Bivalvia, Venerida, Veneridae. The coding region runs from base 63 to 1265 and encodes 400 amino acids. The transcript is spliced from 13 exons.